This is a messenger RNA of Symbiodinium sp. CCMP2456, 342 nucleotides long. NCBI's taxonomy places the organism in Eukaryota, Dinophyceae, Suessiales, Symbiodiniaceae. The record is from the annotation of a GenBank genome assembly.
AUGCAGUACAUGUUGGGCUUGAUGUUGGUGAUGUUCGAUGCGCUGAAGACUUCGCAGGGCGCAACCCUGACACUCCUCGACGAAAUCUUCGAUGGCAGCACCCAGUUCCAGAUCUCCAACAACUUCUUCUCGGACGGAAACAAUGACUUUUUUGGCAUCCUCAGUGCUGACGGCACAACAGGUCUCUUCAGCGGGGGACCCGGGGAUGUGUCAAGCGCUUUGCCAGGGACCGAGACUGGCAGGGUGAGCAGCAAUUUCCAAGUCUCCGGCUUUGACAAUGCCUACUUGGUAGCUCAAGAUCUGGAUGGCGAAGGGGGCCCCAAAGAGGUGACGGUCACUUGA